AUGGAGCGAGGUUGGGUAGAAGUUGGCACUGGGGGUGAGGUGGAGGUUGGCACGGGGGUGAGUUUCAUUUACAUUCGAGAAAAUUAUUUUACGCAACGCGGAGUUAAUAAUGUUGCCUUCAUUACCUACGUCAUCGGUGUGGAGGCUGAGAGGUACUCCUUCUGCACCUCUGUAAAGGCUCUUGCUGAACUCUACAUGCACCUGAGAAUAAAGGACCAGAUCUACAGGUUUGAUAAGUUGGCGACGCCGGAGUCCGGGGAUGAUUCGAGCUUCCGCAUGGCCAUCGUGGGGGCGACGGGUGUGGGCAAGACGGCUCUCAUCCACCAGUUCCGUACCUCAGAGUGUAUCAACGCCUACGACUGUAACCCCACCGACGAGUCAGAACAAGCAGUCUCCAUCCUCCUCAAUGGCAUGGAGUCUGAGAUAGUCUUCGUGAACGUCGCCACCAACCAAGACUUCCAGGAGGAGAUUAACCGAGAGAGGCCCACGGACGGUUGGUUAAUCAUGUACAGCAUCACGGACAAGGCGUCGUUCCAGAAGGCGGGAGAGGAGCUGGGUCGCCUACACAGUCGUCAGCUUCUGCGGGGUCGAGCUGUCAUACUGGUGGCCAACAAGUGUGAACUGGUGCGGUCCAGAGCUGUAACUGUCGAUGAUGGGCGUGAUUUGGCUUGUAGUUACGGCGGCAAGUUUAUGGAGAUCAGUGUCGGGAUGAACCACAAGUGUGACGACCUGUUGGUGGGGAUACUCAACCAACUCCGUAUUAAAGGCGAGGCUGAACCCUGUGAGGAGGAGGAGGCACCGAAGGAGAAGACUUGGACUAGAGGGAAUCGUAGUCUUCUGAGGGCCUCCAUGAAGGCCAAGCGAGUCAUCAACAGGAUCAUGGGUAAAACUGAAGCCAAAUACAAGAACUGUGAGGACUUCCAGAGCUAGGGUCACUGAGGAGGUGGCGGCCACACCCCAGCUCCUGAAGGAGCAACAGAUCCAGACAAGGAUCAGGAGGAGAUCAACAGCCACCACCACCACUGCCACCUUGUCGAAAUUGGGGAAGCAUGUCACCACUUGCAUCAUUUAAGCAACAGCUGUUGCCCCACUGUCAGAGGUCAACAGGUUGUCAGCUGUCACUAGAAUAUUGGAGAUGGUCUAAUCAACAGAAGUUAUCUAAUCGUCUGCUUUUACCAAGGAUCACUUGUCAUCGGAAGAUGGGAGGCACCUGAAUUAUUUGCUCUUAUUUUCAUUACAAUUACACUGUAACUGAAGGUCCUGUUGUUUUAUAGGAUUUUAAUUAUGAAAAAUAAUUUCCAUGCAUGGCAUGAAUCUUGUGAUUACCAUAAAAGUACAGUAUUGGGUUUUGUUGAUGUAGCUACAUAUUGCUGCUCUGGGAAGAAACUGUAGUCAUUUAGAUAUUCUGUAUUUGAGAUAAUUCUAGAAAUUGUACAUAUUUUGAUGGACUGAUAACAAUAGCUGAUCAUCGUAGAUAUCAUACAGCACUCAUAUCCACAAUCAAGAGCAAUAAGUAUAAUUCCUCCAUAUUUUCAACAAAUGUAGUUCCCCAGAGACAGCAAGACUGACAUAGACAUUGAUCCCAAUGUGAAUUACUAACUAUUGUACUGUACCUACUUUAGAUGUAACUUAAAUUUUGUACCAGACAUAUUAUUUCAUCUGGUAUUUUUAUACUGUGCUUCACUGAACACAUAUCCAGAUAUGCUUAUACAUCACCUUUUAAGCUAACAACAGUAACCUCACUCCUGUGCUGGGGUAUAGCCUGAGGUUUGUACUGCUGCUUCAAUGAACUAAUUAACACAGGCUAAUGAACAACCCAGUAAAUUAGUUGUGAAUAUGAGUCUUUAAACUUGAUAGUCACCAAGGUACUCUCUUUUCAGAAUUCCAUGCAGCUUAUACAGUACUCUUGGGUACAUCAAAUAUAUGACAGACAAACAGAAGGUUAACUAUGACAGACAAACAGAAGGUUAACUAUUUCACUGAGAAAAAUAGAGGACUGAUUUUAAUAACAGUACUGUAUAUUACAAACUCACUGGAGGUGAGUUCUUAGUACUGUACUGUACUGUACUGUACUGAGAAGUUUGUAUUAUUCUUGAAGCAACAUGAAUAAUGAAAUACUGUACUGUAUAUGUUUUUGUCAUGUGUUUUAGGGAAUGUUGUCCAGUCAAGCCUUAAAAUGCAAUGGACUCUCUUGCAAGACAGGGAUAACGUUUUGUAGUACCAGUAUAUACUGUAGUUGUUAUAACUUGUGAAAUUAGUAACUACUGUGUUUACAGUACAAUGUUCUUGGAUAUCUUAUCAUAAGCAAAUGCUAUAUAAUUUAGGUUUGAUUGCAUUACAUUAGGUUAGUACUGAUGAUAUUCACAUAUAGUUUGUACUGUAGUAAAUUUACUGUCAUGAUUAGUCUUGUGUACACAUGUUGAAACAUUUUACAAAGUUUGAAAUAUUUUAAAAGUACAUACAGUACAGUCCUGUACCAUGCUGAGGCAACUGUCCCUACAACACAUGACAUCUUCUUCCCAAAUACUGUAUUAGAACCUUUAAAACAUGUUUAGUUUAGAAUAACUAAAACAGGUAACUUUACAGGGUUCAGAUUGUCCAUAGUUGGAAUUUUAAGAGUGUGAGGUCUUGGUGUGCAGCGGUAUAGAGUAACCUCACUGAUUAUAUUUUAUAUUCAUCUUGUAUCAUGUACAGGGGAUAAUACCUGGUACUGUACUCAGUGUCACUUAACAUGUAAACAGUUUGAUAUAUACUCAUCACUGUAUGAACACACACACACACACA
Homarus americanus (American lobster) is the source of this 2784-nucleotide messenger RNA. Its product is annotated as ras-like protein rasG. NCBI's taxonomy places the organism in Eukaryota, Metazoa, Arthropoda, Malacostraca, Decapoda, Nephropidae. The transcript is spliced from 9 exons. Gene Ontology annotation, cellular component: plasma membrane. The record is from RefSeq and is a predicted model, not a curated record. Gene Ontology annotation, molecular function: GTP binding; calcium channel regulator activity; GTPase activity. Bases 1 to 930 code for a protein of 309 amino acids.